Xyrauchen texanus (razorback sucker) is the source of this 4712-nucleotide messenger RNA. Its product is annotated as connector enhancer of kinase suppressor of ras 1-like. Gene Ontology annotation, molecular function: protein binding. The transcript is spliced from 21 exons. NCBI's taxonomy places the organism in Eukaryota, Metazoa, Chordata, Actinopteri, Cypriniformes, Catostomidae. The record is from RefSeq and is a predicted model, not a curated record. Bases 906 to 2987 code for a protein of 693 amino acids.
UCUUAUAAAUCAAAUAGUUCAACUUUAACAGUUCCACAAAUUAAGAACACUGAAAUGCCGCAAAUGAUUCAGUAAAAGUUAAACCUAAACAAACACAAUCUCAAAUAACAAUAUACAAAGCAAAAGCAAAGGAAAGUCCACGAUGAGAAAACAGGCAGGAACGCGAGAACAGCAGGGGAACCUUGGACGGACGACAGGGUAACCAUGAACGGGUUGACAGACUGACAGGAAACACGGACAGAAGGCGUUUAAGCAGACAUCGGAACUGAUACACGGAAACGUGAUACUAACAUUAACGAACGACAACCACAGCACAAACAGACAGGGCUUAAAUACACAGACAGAGAACAAAGGAACCAAUGAGCAAACAAAACCAAUGACAGAUUAACGAAGACAGGUGAUAAUAAAAUAGACGACAGGUGCGGACAAUAACGCUGUGACAGCGGUGAUGAGGAGUGAGGACGAAGGGAAGUGUAGUUCUAACAGAGACAGUGAAACACAAGAAACAACAAGGAAGACAUGACAGGGAGCGUGUUCGGUGAAACAGAAAACACGGGACGAAUACCAAGGAAGAGUGACAUGGAACGUGACUGGCGAGAGUGAAACAGAAAACACGGGACGGAUCACAUGGAAACGUGACAUGAACGUGACUAGAGAACACAGGGAUCGUAACAGGUCUAGAUGCUUCUCUACAGCAGUACUCGUUCUCUGAGUGGCAGCUCUCUGGCUCUGAUCUGCUGCAGCUCUCCUCUGCCAGACUGGAGAAACUCGGAGUGCAAAAAAUCGGACAUCAGGAGCUCAUACUGGAAGCUGUGGAAAAACUCUGUGCUUUGACAUACAGUGUUGGGGGUGAUAGCCUGCGCAGUUUGACGGAGAAACUGCGUGCAGUGGCACACACUCUGCAUAUGAGCAUACAGGGCCGCUGGCGCGUUAAUACCAGUGAAGGACAGAGCGCCACCAAGCUGUCACAACACAUACUGCAAGCAGUGGUGGAUGUGAUCACAGCAGCCAAGGGACUUUUGUCUCUACUCAACAGAUAUCAGUUCUCACUGCAGACUGGAUAUGCAGCGAAUGAGAAACUCAUCUUUCUGUGUAAAGAUUUGGACACCACAGUGCACAAGGAAACCGCUGUGUAUGAAAAGGAGAAGGACAUCAUUGUCAUUUGUCGUCAGCUGGUAUCAGUGUGUGAUGAGAUUUUGACUGUCAGUCCAUUGUCUCUUCUUACCCAUACUGCACAGCUGGAAAGUAUUGAUCUGGACCCAACCUCACCAGGAGACCAUGUGGGAAUUGAAAUCACCUCCACAGGAUCCAGAAAUCAUUUUGUCUCUGGAACAGCAGCUGAGAUUCCCACAGAGUUCUGUGAGAAGAUCUUAGUGGGAGAUGAGGUCAUUCAGGUCAACGGCCAGAUAGUGGUUGGCUGGACCAGAACAAACCUUGUUAAAAAACUUGAUGAGAAUCCAAAUGGAGUUACUCUGGUUCUGAGGAGGUAUCCAGGGUCUCUGAAACAGAAAGAGAGCAGAGCCAAGUCUGAGAGGGAGGACGAAGAGGAAGAAGAAGAGGAAGAGAAAGCCAGACAUUCUAUUUUAGGGAGGGUGGCGACCUCUGUCCGUUCUCUGUCCUUCAGAUCAGGACCAGACGGCACACAUCAUUUCAGACGAGAUAAAUCAGCGCUCUCUAGUGAUAAAAGCUCUAAUGGACAUCAGUUAAACACCUUAAAACGGCAACAGCCAGGGACAGACUCUCAGCGUUCAAGCCAGAGCAAUUUGGUAGUGGACUCAUCCGCAGGCAGGAGGAGUCCUUCCCCACAAGGCGUGGAGCUCAACAGAGCCAGCACCAGCUCUCUUCCUGACAUGGCAGGACUAAGAGAUGAAAAGGAGAACAAGAAGAGCUCAACUAAAGGAACACGAACAGCAAUGAGCCGAAGGAGGGUGUCCUGCCGAGAGCUUGGCCGUCCAGACUGUGAUGGCUGGCUCUGGAAAAAGAGAAAAGAAGCAAAUGUCUUCAUGACCCAGAAAUGGCAGAGAUUUUGGUUUGUCCUAAAAGGUCCAACACUGUAUUGGUAUAACAGUCAACAGGAGGAGAAGGCUGAGGGGUUACUCAAGAUCGGCAGCUACAAUAUUGAGAGUGCAGGAGAGCACAAGAGGAAGUAUGUAUUUCAAAUGUGUCAUCCACGCUUUACAAAUUUCUUCUUCGCCGCUGAUAAUGUAACCGACAUGAGCAAAUGGAUUAACUGUUUAAUCACAGCCAUUCAGAAACACAAGAAAUAUGCCCAAAGUCAAGACAGUGAAGAAGACUGUUACAGUGAAACAGAAUCAGAGGAGGAAACUUCUCGUUCACCUCACCCUCACCGCAAGAAGCUUGUUACAAAAACUCAAUCAAACACGCUCCCUCAAACAAAGGGUAAGAAAACGGCAGCAUCAGAGCCAAUGACCAUUUCACAAGCAGGGGGCAGUAAAGUUGCAGGAAGAGUAGAUGAGAUGGAUGAAAUGUUUCAUAGCCUGAAGAAAGGAGGAGUGUCUCUGAUUGGUCAGAAUCAGCCAAUGACUCACGACCAGCUCCGAAAGUCCUUCAUCAGACGCAACAAAAACCCUGUCAUCAAUGAUAAAAUACACACACUUCGUGCACUCCAGAGCACACUCAAGGCAAAGGAGGCGGAGCUGCACCUUGUUAACAAGAUCCUGGAAGAUUCCACGUUUUCGCCGCAGAAGUUCCGUGAGUGGAAGCAGUUUAAUGAAGAGCUGCUUCAGGAUAUUGAAAAACUGGCUAAUGAGAGACAGAACAAACAGAUAGCCUCACCCAAAACAGAGAGCGUUUCCACUGGUGACGAUGAGGCAAGCAGAAUGAGCCUGAGUGAGGGGGAACAGUUGGUAGAUGCGGAGCUUACUGACGAUGGAGGCACCACCCCUGUAGAUGCAACUGUGCAGGUGCAGACACAUACUACAGGCAUGGGUGAUGCCACACCCACAGAGAACUACUUUUACAUAUGAAACAAACAUAUUAGCUUCUGCUCAGUCCUGAAUGGUGUUAAAACAGCUUAGAGAAGUGAAAAUCAGUAUGUCUGGACAUCUAGGACAGAGCACUGGCUCAAGUGUCACCAGAACCGAUAUUUAAUAUGUUUUUGUCAAAAGUGAAAAUCAUCUGGAGCAAGAACAACUGUCCUACUUCUGCUGUAUAUUCAAUAUAAACAAUCACUGAAUUUAUUAUGAACUACUGAGAAAAGAACAAAUCAAACUUUAGACACUUGAUAAAGGACCAUGUUUAUGGUGAUGUAUGUAGUUUUAAAUAGAAAUCGUACAAGAAUUAUAUUUAUAGGAUGCAUAUUUGUUUGUUCAUCAGGUAUGUUAUUAAAGGUUUUAUGAAUGUUUUUGGUGUGUUCAGACAGCUCAGAGAGACAUACAAGUAUUGCUUUUAUAAUGAUCUAUUCUUUUUAUUAUGAAUGAAGGUGUCUUUGUGGAAAUACAGAACCUGAAAACAAGUUCAGCAAGCUCAAAAACUAUAUAUUUUACAGCUAAACGAGAUAAAAAUGAUACCUCAUUUUGCAUGGAUAUAGAACAGGAGCCUUUGUAUUACAGUAAGUGCCCAGCAAUGGUCAUUUCCUCAGACUUGCCACACAGUGGUGGCCACAAGCUGUAGCAUGCUACGGCCACCUGUUCCUUCCUUGAGUCUUUCUUUGUUUUUUAUUCCAAGAGUGUGUAUAUUUAGCCAUGUAAUGGUUGACUUUAUACAGUAUGUGCUGCUGUAUCCAACCCUAUUUUCCUGUUGGAUGAAAUGUGUGAUUUGUUUUAUUCUCGUCUGAUGAGUAGCUUGAAUAAAUACUGUAGCUUGAAAUAAAAUUAGACUAAUGAAAAAUUUAAAAGGGGGGAUUUAUGAGCCACCAUUUUUUUUCUAAACAGAACCUAAAGAGGUACACUUAGAAAGAGAGGGUGUUAAAUGUUUUUUGUCUGUGUGCACAUGCACAAUUGUGACAUUAUACUUCUUUAGACACAUUUGAAACACAAACUUCCAUUAUAAUUUAUUUACAUUGUGCUAUUUCAGUUUGUUUUGUUUACUCUCAAAGAGCAUGUGUAGUGUAUAUAUAGUAGUUUAAGCAUACUUAACUAUAAAGUCAGAAGAAAUUUGUAAGGUUGUAUUAGAGAAAGAGAAAGUCUAGAAUGGGAUUUGUCAUUUGAAUUGUACAGGUAUACAUGUAUUAAUAAAGUGUAAAGUUAAUGCAAGUUUUAUGCAGCGUAAAAGCCUCACCAUCUCACCAUGAUUGCCAGUCUGCAAUUUGUUUAAACGGUCAUUAAAUUUGUUCGCAAAAAGCUACGUUUGUUUAGUCGAACACCGCAAAUUAAUACUGCUCUGCUGUUGUCACAGUUUGUCUCCAGCGUGUUCAAGGACUCUUAUUUUGAAGUUUUCUCCUGUCCUACAUUUCCCAGAAUCCUCUGCCCUAAUCACUUCCUCGUUAUCCCCACCUGUAUGCCAUUCCCUCAUUAAGUCCCCUUUGUAUAUAUACCUUCUAGUUUUGAUUAUUAGUUGUUGGUUGAGUUUACAGACGCUGGCUCAGGGACAGCUGAGGCUACAGCUGUUAAACUAUAACACAAUUUUAAGGGUUUCCUACUGACAUACAUAUCUGCUGCACAUCUGUUUUUGUGGAAUUUUAUUUCAUAUUUUUAAUUGAGCACACCAUUUUAUUUUUUUUUAGAAACCUAAAUAAAAAUGGUCAAAUGUUA